Messenger RNA from Rhincodon typus (whale shark), 4639 nucleotides. It is a transcript of the gene tcaim, whose product is annotated as T cell activation inhibitor, mitochondrial. Gene Ontology annotation, cellular component: mitochondrion. The record is from RefSeq and is a predicted model, not a curated record. The transcript is spliced from 10 exons. The coding region runs from base 537 to 1997 and encodes 486 amino acids. Lineage: Eukaryota; Metazoa; Chordata; Chondrichthyes; Orectolobiformes; Rhincodontidae.
GAUCUCCCGGGCUGAGAUAACACAGUGUGGAACUGGAGGAAUACGUUUCGGGUCAGGACCCUUCUUUUCUGAUGAAGCUCCAUAUUAUUUCUGACUCCAGCAUCGGCAGUUCUUACUAUCCCGGGCUGAGACGAAGAUUAAGAGGCUUGGACCUGGAUCUAAAUCAAUUUUAAUGUUGGAAAAAUUAGAAAAGAACGAACGUGAGAUCAUGGCACAACAAGUGUUCAAACCUACGCUGGCACAACCUCAAUGGGCUGAAUAAACUACCAAAAACGACUGCGAUUGUUUCAUACUCGAUACCUCCGGUACGGAUUGGUCUUCCCUGACGAUCGGUCACUCUCGAAUGAAUUGCUCCUCCCUGGCAAUCGGUUUCUCUGGGAGUUAUUGCUGCUCCCUGGUGAUCGGUCUCUCCGGUAUGGAUUAUUCGAGUGUGCCCUCGUUGUCCGGGUGACCGUCAGGCAAAGUGAGUGCGGGGCCCGGAGCUGGGACUGACAGUUGGGCUCGGCCGAGGCCUGCGGCCCGGAUGAUCCGCGCGGAUGCUCCGGUUUCUGGGCAGAUUCUGUGCAGGAAUAGCCAAUCAUCAGAUUUGUCGAAUGAGCAUCUUGUCAGUGACUGAAGCUGUGAAUGCCCUGAGACCAUUCUACUUUGCUGUACACCCAGAUUUCUUUGGCCAGUAUCCGAGAGAGAGGGAAGUGAAUGAAAAUUCCCUCAAGCAGUUGAAUAGCUACUUGGAGUGCAUGCAAAGACCAGGACAGAAAGCCCUUCAACCUACAAAACUCACAUUCUACAUCAGAGACACAAGUAGUGAUCCAAAUGCACCCCAGCGCCAUGUAAAUACCUCAGGGUUUCGACCAGUCACUUUUACGCUACAGAGUAAGGACCUGCUCAGUGUGGUUGUAACGAUCUUGAAAUCCUGCAGUUUAUCCACUGAUCAUGUGCAAGAUUCACAGAUUGACAAGGGCCUGCCUCAGCAGAUCAGGAGCGUUCCAUCUGGUAGACCUAUCAAAUGGGAUAAGACCUACUAUACUGUCACUGGCUACAGGGACCCAGAGGAAGAGUUGGACUGCACUGUCCGUAUGGAACCUGCACUUGGGUUGUGGUUACAUAAAAACAGAGCUACUGCCUCCGAGAAGUUAACUAUCAGUAUUCCACUGCGAGAUGAGCUCAAUCAUUUAAAAACGGAACUGUGUCAGCAACUGGAGAUAGCUGAUAUCAGGUGGCAGAGAAGUUGGGGAGUAGCUCAUCGAUGUAGCCAAUUACACAGCCUUGCUCGUUUCACCCAGCAGAACUCUCCAGAAUUACAUAAUAUCAAAGGAUGCACUCUAAUCUUUGCUGAUAGCUCCGGGAUGAAUGCUGCAGGGCAGAUUAUGUUAGGAACUGUGGAUGUCCAUCAUCACUGGACAAAACUAUUGGAGAGGUUGCCCAUCUACUAUGAUCUUCACAGCCAUCUUUCUGUGUUGAAAGAGAGGACCAGCUACCUUCUGGGAGACGUUGAGUUAGUUUAUAAUGAGGAUCUACAGCCAACAAUUAUGGUCGAAGAUUAUUACAGAAUGUUAAAGACCUUCUAUCAGAAUUUGAUCGUUGUUCAACCUCUGUUUCAUCCACGAAGUCUAAAAGGACUGCAAAUAAUUCUAGAAAACGAUUCUUCUGCUCCUAGCCUCCUUAAAGCAGGUCAGCUGAGCAUACCUGUGACAUGUGACCCCACUACCUUUCAAUGGUUUGUUUUGGCUCAUUCACAAAGAGCCAGGACCUACUUGAGAAGAGAGGAAGAAUUGGAACUGAAACAGAAGACACUGAUCAGAGAUUGCAUUGAACGACUUGGACUCAAGAGACUAUAUAAGGAGCCUAGUGUGUCCAGCCAACAAAUGGUGAAGUGCUGUCAAAGACUCCUUGAAGGAAACAUCAGUGAGUUGCAAGGGAUGCACCUGUGUAUCUCCCAUUUCUAUACAGUGUUACAGGAUGGUGACUUGUGCGUGCCCUGGGACUGGAAACGGUAACUUAGGAGAAUAAGAAAAAGAGACUGGAUCCAAGAUGCUCCUCACAAUCUCAGCUUGGAGCAUUGUAAAGCUAACAAGUGAAUGAAACUGGAAGUGUGCAUGUUUUUGGAACUAUAGCUAAUAACCAACGUUGGGGAAAUUCCAAGUUGCCCACAGAGAGCUGAAUUGUAAUGUGAAUUAAAAUAUGUAUUAAAAAAUUUGCCAACAUCAAAGUGACCAGCUCUCUAGAGUGGGAAUUCAACCCCUGGGUAACUGAACCAACCAAUUUGACUUGCUGAGGAAACAUGCACUUUUAUAUGCACGUUGUAAGCUGGAACUAAGUUGGUCAUGGUUGAGGCUCAAAUUUUUUAACCAUCGUAUGGCUACCCAGGUAUUUCCAGCACUUAGUGCCUGUUGAUGCAUAUUUUGGAAGGAUCUGAAGAUUGAUACUCACCUGUUUGGCCACAUUGAAUGCACUUUCCUUGACGAUCAAUCUUGAAGUGGGACCUGAACCUAAAGUUUCUGACUUGGAGACAAAGAUGCUACCUACUAGGCCAUAAGACCUUAUAUCAAUUUUAUAAACCUCAUUUUCUAACAUCACACCUCACCAUAUUGAUGAACGAGGCUAAUUUGGAUUAUGUCUUUUUGUUUAGAUUACUUCCUUCCCUCCUGUGCGCACCAGUAUCCAAAGUGCCCAAGUUUGAGGAAUAUGGAGAACAGUAGAUCUAGAACCUGUAGCUCACACAGCCAGGGCACCAAAUAUCUAAAACAUAGAGCAGAUCGAAUUGUGGAAGUGCUGUCUUGCACUUAGUUACUAUACUGAUAGAAUAAAGCCCUAACCCUGUGAUGAUCUUCCAUCCAUACUUCCUCUUCAUCAUUAAGAAUCCUGUACUUUCACCUCUGCAAUCUCAAUCAACUCCACCAUAUCUCAGCUCAUCUGCUACCAGAGCCCCCAUCCAUAUCUUUGUUAUUUCUAGACUUUGAGUCCAGAUGUUCUGUGGACCACCUCCCAUAAACUUGAACUCACAUCAAAUCUAGUUUACUCAUCAGCCUGUGUUGCUAACUUAAACUUUCUCCUGGUCUGGCAAUGCAUCCUUUUCAGAUACUCAUACUUGUUUGUAAAAUUCCCCAUGCCAUCCUACAAACUUUUAAGAAAUCUGUGCACCUUUAAUUCCGAUAUCUUAGGCAUUCUCAGUUUUAUCCAGUACACUGCUGUGGCUGGCUUGAAAAUAGUAAGAACUGCAGAUGAUAGAGUCAGAAUCAAUACAGUACAGAGCUGGAGGAACACAGCAGGUCAGGCAGCUUCAGAGGAGCAGGAAGGUUAACAUUUUGGGUCAGGACCUGCUGUAUUUCCCCCAGCUCCACACUGUAUUGACUUCGGCUGGCUUUCAGCUUUUUGGAUCCUAAGACCCACAAUUCUCUGCCUCUCGUAAAAGAUAUUUGUUAAAACCCACACUCUUUACCUAGAUUUUAGUCAAACCUCCUGAUGUCUUUUUGGUGGUUGACUGUUGUUCUACUGUUGAUAAAGUACUUUGUGUUUUACUGCCUUAAAAAGGUGCUAUGCAAGUGCAGGUCGUUGAACAGCAGCAAAUACGACAGUGAUUUUGGCAGCAGAAAAUUGCGUUAGUUACGUUUCAGCAGGAUGGGAUGGGUGGUGUGCACGUGCAGUUUUAUAGCUAGAGCCCCAUUAACAGAUUAAACCUUAAAAGAUCAUGAGAGGCAGUACAAGACAUUGCAUUCAAAUGAUUUUUGUAAUAAGAGGGUUUUCUUGUGACAGUAGACACCUUUUACUUAGUCAAUAUUCUAUGGAGUUUCAAAACUAAAGUCAUGUCAUUGAAAUGUACAGGAUUCUGAAGAAGCUUAACAGGGUAGGCACAGAAGUAUGGGAAAUCUGGAACACAGGUAUAGUUUCAAGUUAAAGAUCUGAUCACUUAGGACUAUGAAAAAUUUCUUGACUCAAAAAGAUCUAUGUGUCUUUGGAAAAAGUCUACCCUGGAAAGUUGUUGAAUAUAAUAAAGGCUGGAACAAAGAGCUUUUUGGUCUUUGCAGCAUGAAGGAAAUAGAGUUGAAGCAAAAGCCGUAUCACAAAGUAGUGGAGCAGACUCAAAAGCAAAACCAUCUACCUCUUCUUUUCCACUAAGUCACGAAAAUGCAAAUCAAUAGUUUCUCAAUGUAAUUCAUCUUUUAAUUUUCACAUUUUUUCGUUCUGUUUGAUGCUACUUCACUUGAAGACACUGAAACGUGGGCAUAAAUGGCAACAGCAGCCCCCACCCUGCCUCUCCAGCCACUGCAUUUAAAGAUUUUAAGACAAUUCCCAGACCAGUGGAGAGUGCAGUGAUCCUUAGUGCUUUGAUCAAUAUAUAAUCAAAGAACAGAAUCCCUACAGUAUGGAAAGGGGCUGUUCGGCCCAUUGAGUUUUCCGAAGAGCGACACCCCACAUUCAGUUUUGAGAAAUAUGAUGUCAUCUGGAAGCCACUGUGAAAGGUAAAUGCCUAUGGUACUGUCCAAACAACAGCAAUUUCUCUAUGACGAAGCACAGGUCGGUCACAUGCAGGUCUGCAAAAUGGGCAGAGAAUGUGCAUAACAAAAGUUGGCAAAAGUUUUUGGUGAAGCAAAAAAAAAAAAAAAAAAAAAAAAAAAUUUUUUAAAAAUAGAACUGAGAA